AUGAGCCCUCAGUCGCCAUACUCACGGCUGAGCAGCCUGAUUGCCUCUCUUUCUCCCUACUUGGAGCUUGCCCCGGAAUCUUUAACUAAGGAAAUUGAAAAUCAUCUUUUAAUCACUCUUUCUCAGGUUUUUGUACAAGUGAAGCAGUGGACACAUGAAUUUGAUUCCGAUUCCGAUUCCCAUUCUGACGAGGAUUCGAUGGCAAUGCCUGCCGAUAACAGUGCAUGUUCAGAUGUUUCAACUUCGUAUUCGGACAAUGGCAAUUGUUUGGCCAUGGUUGACUUAAUGGCUUUGCUUGCUGCCCAAAAUCAAUAUAUUCAGCACUUAGCAGGAAAUACUUUCGUGGCUAUCUCUGAGUUUGUCAUUGCAUCUGAUAGCAGCUGGGAUGACUUCAUGCACUUCAUGUGUCUUUGCUUGGAAUGGGCAAUUUGUAACAAUCUUUCAUGUUCUUUGGAACCUAAUGCAUUCAAAUCCCAAUACUUGGAUUAUUUACCAAUAUCUAUCUCAUUGCUGAAGUUGAAACUGAGAAAUACAAAUUGGUUAAUGGUCGCUGCUAUUUUUCGAAUUUUACGUAAUAUACUGAAACUUUUGAGGGAUUUUGAUGACAACUUUAUAAAACAAUACCUAGAUUUCAUCGGCUCUUUUAUUUCGAAUGUGCCAUGGGAUUUGUUGAAUGAGGUCUUUGUUGGCCAUAAUGCUGAGGCUUCAAGAAGCACCGGUGAAGAUAUUUCACAUCAUGUAAAGGCUGUACAACCAAAAGAAGCAAUAACUUUUUAUGGCAAUCUGCUACAGUUCUUCUGCUCCUUGGUGGAGCAAAGUAAUUUGCUGGAAGUUGGAGUUGAUUCCUUGUCAGUCAUUUGCAAAAUCAGGAACCUUGUUCCCAAACUUUUGUCCUGGUGCCACAGCGAGCUACAGAGUUCUGACAAUGUCCGUAUAUCUCAAUAUUUUAGACAUAAGGUUUUGAUGCUAAUGGUCAAACUUAGUUUACGAAUCCACCUCGAAUAUACCCUUAUCAUAUCAUGGCUGCAUCUUGUCUAUGAGUACUUUGAAGACUUAUUAUUACUACCUAUACCCGGGGAGAAGUUUGAAGAGGAUUACUGUCUGGAAGGCUCGCCUUUCUGCACGAGUAUUUUUAAUCCUGGGAAACAAAAUGUGUCAUCUCGCCAUUUGCAGAGGCUGGCUGUCUUCCUUUUCCUAAGGUGUUCCUUAAGUUUGCUCACCAUGAAAGCAAGUCCUGAUAAGCAAUGUGCAUGUGAAAGACUGGAGGUUUGCACAACCUUGGACCUGAAUUUGAAUUCAGAAUGUUGCAGUAAAAGUAAAGGUUUGAUAGAGCUCCACAAAUGGCUUCUAGCACACGUUCCUGCUGAUAUCUUUCUGGACCAUGAAAUGUAUUCUAAACGAUGUCUGACAUUUACCUUGUCCUUCGUUCAGCUAUAUAUGCACGAGGAUGAUAUCCUAUUUGAAGUGCUCUUGCAACUGUUUUGCAUGCCAUUUCAUCCUGAUCCUCCAAUUAGAGGAGGGUGUCGUUUGGAAGUGAAGAAUCACAAAUUCUUUCUUGCUUCAGACUUAUUUAAUCCUAUACAUAUAUUUCACAUAUUCCUUGCAGAGAUACUUUAUGAUCACCAAGUACUUCUUGAUUAUCUUAUCUCAAAAGACAGAGGUGCCAGCUGUGCUGAAUACCUUUUGAGGUCCUUGCGAGUAGUGUGUGAUUCCUGGAAUUUGUUCGUCAAAUAUCCGGAAACGGAAGAAGCAAAACAUCUCUUAUAUUCUAAGAGAAGAAAAGUUUUAGCAGGAUGUUUGGAUUCUGAUGAAGCUUUAUCCUCUCCACGUGUGAGAAAUGAUGGGGCUCCUUCAUCACUUGAAAUGGAAUGUAAGAAAGUCCAGCUAUCUGACAGUAAGCAUGGCAGAAAUUAUAGACUGCCAUUUGUGGGUGCUAGGGAUUGUUUGGUUUCACUAAAAACAUCCAUCGAAAGUCUUUGCCAGAAGAAUCUGUUUCCAUAUAAUCCACAAGCCCUUCUGCUGCGUUUAAUCAGAUUUCAAGAGCUUUGUUUUAAGCAAUAA
This is a messenger RNA of Fraxinus pennsylvanica, 2061 nucleotides long. NCBI's taxonomy places the organism in Eukaryota, Viridiplantae, Streptophyta, Magnoliopsida, Lamiales, Oleaceae. The record is from the annotation of a GenBank genome assembly.